Sitodiplosis mosellana (orange wheat blossom midge) is the source of this 6475-nucleotide messenger RNA. It is a transcript of the gene mmd, whose product is annotated as disintegrin and metalloproteinase domain-containing protein unc-71. The transcript has 27 exons. Gene Ontology annotation, biological process: membrane protein ectodomain proteolysis. Gene Ontology annotation, molecular function: metalloendopeptidase activity. Bases 1047 to 5372 code for a protein of 1441 amino acids. NCBI's taxonomy places the organism in Eukaryota, Metazoa, Arthropoda, Insecta, Diptera, Cecidomyiidae. The record is from RefSeq and is a predicted model, not a curated record.
CGCGACACGUGGAAAAGAGUAGACAUCAUUUUGUUGUGUGUGCGCGAAAAAUUGAAUUUUGCUGUGUUCAAUUGAUGUUUGCAAAUGCUCGACGUAGAACUGAGAUUCUGUUUAUUUCUAUCACAUCUGAAGUACAUUUGAGAAUCGACAAUUCAAACUGUGCAUAAACUUGAAAAAUAAAAGGGAAGAAGAGAAUAAAACAAAAAACUAACUGUGAACUCGAAUAACCCAUUACAUAAAAAUCACGUGGAAGUGUGUGAGACAUUUGCGAAAUUGUUCACGAGCCAAAAACGGACAAUUGUUUGCCGAAGAAAGCGAUAAAACAAAAGUAAAAAAGAAUAAAGCUGACUCGAACGAAAUCCCAGAACGCUGUGCCAACAAUUAGAAACGGACUACAUCCAAUCGAGAAACGAUGUGAUGUGGAUUGAGUGUAAGACUUGGACUCAAAUUGGAACGGAUUUCUGACUAUUGAAAUAAGUGAUUCGCUGCAACAAAGUUGCCAGAUAAAAUCAAAGAGGAAGCAAUAGAUAAACUGAAAGAAGAAGAAGAAGGAGAGAAAUUGAAACGUCCAAGGAGGUCAUUAACAAUUUUGGCAUAAGUCGUUGCCAAGGUUAUUUAUUCGGCCAAUUGAACAAUUUCAGUACCAAAUAUAUCUAUACAUCGUUGUCACACAUCGGCACCGCUUGUGAAAAUCGCCCUGGCCGCGUGCUUUUAUGCUCUAUUUCGCGCCCUAAAGUUAUUUUUUUGUUUAGUUUUGUUUUUGAUUUUCGUUGUCCGUUCGGUUUCGAUUCGCUGACGAUUGGUGAAUGAAUAAUACAAGAGUGAAAUCGAUUUUAUCGUACGAAUGGCCUCAUGGUGGUGUCGACCGCGCAUACAUUGCAUCGAUAAUAUAGCAGCAACGUAUCGACGAGGAUAUUCACCAAAAGAACGCUAGCAAUCAGCUGAAAAACAGUCAACAACGCAAAAAUUAUAGCAACUCGUUCGUGUUUUUCGAUUUUCAAACGAGACCAUAACGCGACCGGUUUAGAAAUUAAGAGGACGACGCCAUGAGGCUUGUUUCCCAUUUUCGGGUGCUCGUUUUGGCCCACAUCAUCGCAAUUGUUGCGCCAACUGGAGAAGCCGAUUAUACGUUGGACGAUUCGUUCUGGAAUGACGAGAGCCCAGUUGGCGAAGUAGAGCGACUACUCAAAGAGUAUCGACAAAACCAGGAGCUGGUGCGACGCAUUGGCGGCCAUUAUUAUCAGAUUAUUUAUCCAGUGCAAUUGCGACAUCACGAAAAAAUGGGAAUAUCGACACGUGAAGUGGCUAAGGUACGAAUUGAUCGUUUACGAAAACGCAAUACAUUCGAUUCUACGUCACCGCAACGACCGUAUGAUGGCCAAGGUGGACGUAGUCGCAGUCGGACCGGAAAGCAUUUCCACCGCACCUCAUUACUCAUUAAGGCCUUUAAUCAUAAAUUUCGCUUAGACUUGGAAUUAAAUUCGCAACUUUUAUCGCCCAAUAUUCAACAAAAACAUUAUCUAGCCAACGGAUACGCCAUGGAUGGUGGUCGGCACGAUGUCGAACAUUGCUUCUAUCAUGGCACAGUUAAAGAUUACCCUGGUGCUAGUGCUGCCUUUCACACCUGCAACGGAGUUAGCGGUGUUAUUCACGUAGGAAAUGAAACUUUUGUUAUACAUCCAUUUUACGGAGGUGAUUUAUCGAAACAUCCGCACGUCAUUUUCGAAGCGCGAACCAAAGCGAAUAAGGGUUGUGCGAAUACGGGUGCAUUGGAGCGGCGAAUGGGUGUCAGACGACAAAAGCAUAUAGCUGGAUUUCAUGGUGAUCUAGGCAACGUUGAAGAACAACAUCCAAAUGGUGCUGGACGAUACAAGCGUGAUGUACGCGAAGCAACCAAAUACAUUGAAACUGCCAUUGUUGUCGAUAAGGCAAUGUUUGAAAAGCGCAACGGAAGCACACGUGCCGAAGUCGUUCACGAUGCUAUCCAAGUGGCCAACAUUGCCGAUUUGUAUUUUCGUACGUUGAAUACACGAGUGUCGGUUGUUUAUGUGGAGACAUGGGGUGGUGCCAAUCAAGCACAAAUUGAUGGCAACAAAGACAUCGGCAAAGCAAUUUCCAACUUUAAUGAUUAUACGUCACGUAAUUUAUUUAAAAUUGAUAAGGAUACGACGCAGCUGUUAACUGGCGAAACGUUUGCCGGAGGCGAAGCAGGCGUGGCUGUACCAGAGACAGUUUGCACAACGAAAGCGGUCGGCAUAAGUGUCGAUAUCAAUGUUUACGAACCACAUUUACUCGCUGGAACGAUGGCUCACAUGAUCGGCCACAAUGUUGGAAUGAGCCACGAUGAUGGACGCGAUGAGUGUGUUUGCCGUGAUUGGCACGGCUGUAUCAUGGCCCAAUCGAUUGUCGGUUUGGAAAAUGUUCAACCGUAUAAAUUUUCCGAAUGCAGCAAAAACGACUACAUCGACCUGCUACGAAUGUCACACGGUGGCUGCAUGAUGAACAAACCGAACGAGUUGGAAAUCGAGCGUCGAAAUUGCGGCAACAAGAUCGUUGAAGAAGACGAAGAAUGCGAUUGCGGCACAAGUGAGGAAUGCGAAAACGAUCCAUGUUGCGAUAGUAUAACUUGUAAGCUGAAGACAGAAGCCCAGUGUGCGACUGGAUUGUGCUGUGAUAAUUGCAAACUUCGUGAACGGGGCUAUGCUUGCCGUGAGGCCCAAAACGAUUGUGAUAUCCCGGAACAUUGUACGGGCGAUAGUGGAGAGUGUCCGAGGGAUGUGUUCAAGAAGAAUGGUAACAAAUGCAGUGAAGUGAAAUCGGCUCUUGGUGAAGUUAUGGGUGAAGGAUACUGUUUUAAUGGAGAAUGCCCAUCAUUGGACGGACAAUGCGAACGAAUUUGGGGUUAUGGUAGCGUGGCAGCCGAUCAACAAUGCUACGACCAAUUUAACACCAAAGGCUCCAUCAACGGACACUGUGGCAAGGACGCAAAUAGCGACUUCAAAAAAUGCGAACUUGAAAAUGUCAAGUGUGGCUCGUUGCAAUGUAAAGAUGGCACUCGCCAGCCACCACCUGGCUUCGAUCAAAUGAGCUCAAAAACAAUCAUAUCAAUCAAAGGUGCCGAGUAUGAGUGCAAAACGACAAGUGGAUCAACAACAUCGCCUGAAUUUACUGAGCAUGGUUUGGUGCGCGAUGGAUCGCCUUGCGGCAAAAACUUGAUCUGCGUAAAUCAAACAUGUGUUAGUCUGUUUCCAUACAUCGACCAAACGAAAUGCCCGGCCAACAGCAACAACGUCGAAUGCUCCGGUCAAGGAGUUUGCACAAACAUGAAUCGAUGCUAUUGUGAUAUUGGUUUCGCCGGACCGGACUGUGCCAUCGUCGUACCUAUAACCACAUCAGUGCCAAUCGAACCCGCAUCUACGGCUGACAACAGCAUCAAAAUGGAGAGAAAAGAAACGCCAUAUGAAAACUAUCAUGGUUCGAAUACAAUGUUUCUGGUCGGUGUCUUAAUGUCGGUCGUUGGAUUCGUUUUCGUAACAUUCACGCUAAUGGCUUUGUGCUACCGAUCAGUGGUUGUCCAUCGUAACUUCACACUGUGUCUAAGAAGAAAAACCAACCGAACCAAGUAUGAUCCACCAUACACAAAAAAACCAAUCAUCAAAGGCGCUGGCAACUCCAAUCAUGUCUCGGUUGAAGAGGUCUCUUUGGAUGGAUCAAAUAAACUAAUUACAUACGGAAACCAAUUUAGAGAUCACAAGCUGCAGGCGAUUCGUCGGUCGAAUAUCGAGGAGGACAAUACCCAUUCGGAAAAGGGCAUUCUGAAGAAGCAUGCAUACAGCGGAAUCAUGUUGAAUGAGCACAACAAGGAGAAGUGGUCAGAGGAUCAUCGCCAGAGUGGUGAUAAUUUGGAGUUGAUUCCACAGCAAGGUGAGACUCAAGAUGGGGAAGAGCAAAAAGGGCCUGGAUUUGAGCGUACGGCCAAAGCUCUUGAGGGUUAUCACGAAGAUAUCUUAUUUAUGAUACAAAACGCACAAUCUUCUUCGCAACGCGGAACAGGAGCGGGCAAUACUCCAUCGGGCAGCGGCAGUAUAAGCGAAGAACUACUACGAAAAGCAUUACAAGAAUGCAGUGCGGCUGCUUUGAACUAUGGCGAAUACAAGCGUGGCGGUUCAAAGUCGAGUUCGAAAGAAAAUAUUUGCGAUAGCAUGCAACCACACUCAAUUAUGGUGGAGAAUGGGCCGUCAACGUCAAUGAUGCAUUCGCAACACAGGCCGCACGCCAUGCAUCAACAGCACAUGCAACAGGCGCAACAGCAGGCUGACGACGAUGUAGCUACGUCAACCGGUGGUCAAUUACGUAUAAGAAACAUAGAAGACCUUAUUAGACAAUUAGAACAUCAUUCAACUAGACAUAUGAGUCCAAGCGGUUCAGAAGAUAUACGAAUGUCGGAGAAUGAAGCAGACCGGCACUAUAGAUUAGAUAGUUCAGCUUGCAGUGAGUCCUCACAAGGUUCAAACCAACAAUUAGCUCAGCAACAGAAAACUGCCACAAUCAUGUCAUCAUACAAUUCUAGAUGUAGGCCGCGAUCGGAGGAUGAAAAUCGUUUCGUGUAUGGAAGGUAUAGACAUCCGACGCAAAAUCGACAUCCAAUGCACCAGCCACACUCGCCUCAUUCGACGCACUCAUUCGGCCAUCAUUCGCAUCAUAGCCACACGCACGGCCAUGUAUCGCACGGAGCACAUUCAUCGCAUCAUUCAUCUCAUACGCAUUUGCAUCAGGACGAAGAGGGUAUUUACGAAAGUGCCGAUCAUCAUGAUCGUUCAAUGGUUGAUCCACGUGUCAACCGUGAAACUCCAGAUAGCGAAAGUGAUGACUUUAUUCAAGCUCAACAACCAAUAGCGCGAUGGGCGAGUGAAGAUGUCGUCUCCGUGGUGCUGGAAAUACCCGAUUCAACACAGUCCAUUUCUAUAAAAACGCCACAUCAAACAGCACCCUCAGUCUCAUUGGCAACAGCACAAUCGGUCAUCACUACCGGCAUCAACGACUCGUCGCUUCAAAUUCAGCAACUCCAACACUACCAAGACGCAGCCGAUACUAUUACAUCAACGGCGAUUAUGAGCGAUUCACCAAUGGGUUCGGUCGUGCCCAUUCAAGUGAUGACUGGAAAUGGAAUAAAUGUCGGGCACAGAUACUACCCAUCGCCACCAUCAACGGAGACAGAAACAAGCAGUGGAAGUGUUCAACCAAUUCACUUAACGCAAACAGCAACACAGCAACAACAACAUUUAUCGAACCAUCGACACGUCCGUAUCGAUCAAGAUUCCGACGACGCACAAUCAAUGGGGACAUCAGGCUAUCCGGAAUAUAAACACUGAUAGUUAAUUGUGCGCCAUCUCAUAUAUUCGUCAUUCACAUUUGUUUAAACUCACAAUUAUGUAGCUCAAUUGAUGAACUCAUAUCCAUAAAAGCAAGAAAAUGAAAUCGUUUGUUAAGAGCAUUCGUUUCGAAUAAUAAUCGUGAUUGUGAUUCAUUUCGAAGGUUUUUGUUGUCUGUAGUGUAAGCAUUUAGGGAUAGUUAAACACUGAACAGUUUUCACAUUUCUUUAUUUUUCAAGCAACAACCGAAAUGAAAAAAGGUUAUAAGGAAACACUGGAUAUCCAUUUACUUUAAAUUUAUAUAGAAUUUUUGUAUAUACACCAAAAUAAUUUCGACAUCGAAAACAAUCUUAACUACGACUUAAAGUCGUGAGCGUACAUGUGAAAAACCAGAAUAUUGGAAAUUUUGAAAAAACAGAGUUUUGAUGCGUUCAAUCGAUUGCAUAAUAUAAUAGCAUUUAUAUUUGUACAGACGAUGAAUUAACAGAUGUUGAAUCAAAAUCAUAAAAAUGACUUCGAUGAAACUACGUGACUAAAGCGACAAAUUAUCCUGUGUCAAUGUUAAAAUCAAAACAGUAUGCAUUAAAAAUGAACGAAAACCAAAUGAGGACAUAAUGAAUAAUUUAUUUAGAGAGAUGAAAAACCAACGGUACGCUUUAUCAAUAGUACAUAGAAUGUAUAGAAAAAUAACUGAGAAUAGAUAUUUUAAAAUUAAUUAGCUAAAAAAAAAAGAAACAAAAGUUCGAUCGAAGAGACGUAUAAUGUCGACAAUGAUUCUAAAUCUAUUCAACUGAAUGAUUAUCGGUUCUUGUGAAAUAAAGUUGCAGAUUUUUCAUGCGACAACAAGCAGAAGUAGAUGAAGAAGAAGCUCACGGUUUGUGUCGGAAAAAAAUUCGAAUAAAAGUUAUGAGAUUGAAUGUACAUUUUAACUAAAUACUCCGGAAUAAAAUUGAUGCGGCAAUCCAUCGACACGAACUAAUUAAACGCGUACCUAUGAAGUCGAUUGCACAUGGGACGACAUUUGAAAAUCCGAUUAAAAAACGGCACACAAACUGAACUAAAUGAUGUUUCGUUGAACAUAUUUUACACAUACCGAUAGAAAA